AAAAGAGAUAAGAGAGCAAAGGUAUCCACACAACUCAUAAGGGAAGGAAGAAGGAGAGCAGUCCGCAGGUUCUUUCUUUAGUGCGAAGCUCUUACUGUUCGAGCCAUAACUUGGGAUUUACUCGUCCAAUUAAGGCGUAUAAGGUACCAAAAGAAAGCUCUCAAGACGAGGAAUCCGUGGAGGUCUGGUUUGCAUCAAUCGGAGUAGUGGAAGGCCUCCAGAUUGUCCGAACAAAACGCAACCUCGCAGAACACAGUUUUGUAUUCAAAGAAACGAGUUGACCGGGAAACACCCGUUCUAGGGGCUGUUUUCGUAUCAACGAUUAAGGGUUGAACUAGCACUUUGAGGAGGCUGUUUAACACUCAUAUUUGAGCAAGGAAUCAGUUCCAAAUCCACCUUGACCAAAGCUUUGACCAUUGGACCAAGAAGGGAAAGUUUAAAGCUCAAUUGAGGUUGAGGCUAGAGCUUGCAUCCUGUGCUCGUUGAUCGGGUGAUCCCUCGGAGAGAAGACUUGAAAUGGACCGUGGUGGCAGGAUUACUAGGAGAAACCCGACCGGCCGUGUACCAGUGGAGACUGGACAGGGCAGUCGAAGGACCUCUAGGGCAUCUAGAGGAGCUGGCCGUGGAGGCCGAUCACAGACCGUGAGUGACGGUCAUGUCGACACGGAAAGUGAAACCUACUGGUCCUAUGAGGACUCGACCUAUCGACCGGAAACUGAACCGGUUGAGACCCCUUAUGAAGGGGAUGAUGAUGAUGUAAGUGAUGAGGAGGAAAAUGGCUCCUUAGCACGGAUUGAAGCACUACUUCAACAGUAUCACCGUGAGCGUGAAGAGAGGAGGGAACGCCGAAGGCGCCGGGCUGGGCAACCUUCGGGCAUGGCUUCACGAGGAGGAAGUCAUGGUGCAUCUAGAGUCCAUGUGGAACCACGUGGGGGCCAAAAUGAUGGAGGGCCAACCAUAAGGAUCUCCAAAUACAUCAAAGAAGCAAGAGAUUUGGGGUGCAAACCCUUUGAUGGAGCAGGGGACAUUUCAGUGGCAGCACAAUGGAUCAAGAGGCUAAAUGAAGCGGCCCUUGACAUGCAAAUCGCGCCGAAUCUCAAACUGAGAAUUGCGGUAAGAUUGCUCGAGGGGAUGGCAUCCAAGUGGUGGGAUGGAACCAAGAACAAGUACGGUGAGACCGUCGUUUGGGAGGACUUCCAACGGGAGUUCUUUGCCCAAUACUAUUCUGAUUUCGAGGUGAAUAAGAAGGUGAGGGAAUACACCCUCCUAACCCAAGGGGGUAACAUGUCAGUGAAGGAGCUUGAGUACAAGUUCCGGGAUCUCGCCGACUACAUACCGGAGUAUGCUUGUGACGAGAACCGCAUGGUGAACCACUUUUGGGACGCUCUUGACUUGGAGAUACGUGAUAGGGCAACGCAAUUGCCUAAUAUGACUUUCGCCCAAGUGGUUGAACAAGCAUUGAAAGGGGAGAAACAGUGGGAGGAACGGAAGAAGAGAGACGCCGAAGAGGCGAAAAAGAGAAAAUGGGAGAGUCAUGGCUCCCAAGGUUCCAACAAAAGGGGGAACCACGGAGGAGGAUCUUUCCGGGCACCACCGCCACCAUCAAGGGGGAACCAAGGCCCAAGUGGGCAAGGCUCGAGGUCACAGACCUCAGUAGUAACUCGUUGCAACAAUUGCAAGAGGAACCAUUCCGGUAAAUGUCGCGACCCCCCUAGAUGUUUCCAAUGUGGGGAUGCCGGGCAUUUGAAGGCACAUUGCCCACAACUGGGCGGGGCAAGGACAUCGGGACCAAGUAGUGGCCCGACGGGUACACGGAAUCAGACCGGGGCUUCUCAAGCAAGCAGGGGGCAAGGGGGAGCAAGUGCGAGCAACGCGCCAUCCGUGAACCAAGGAAGGACCCAGGCUAGGGUCUAUGCGAUGACAGAGGCGGAUGCUCAAGCUAACCCGGACUCCGUUGCAGGUUGAGGCUAGAGCUUGCAUCCUGUGCUCGUUGAUCGGGUGAUCCCUCGGAGAGAAGACUUGGUUCGUGCUUCCUCCGUUCUAUUUGAAACAUUAAUAAAUUUGCUCAUGGAUAUUUUACUAUAGAGCCUGCGUGCUCAUGAAUAGCCCUGUGUGGCUCUUUUGUUUUAAACAAUGUUUUCCGCUGCGUUAUGAAUUACUUAUUAUGAUUGUUUAUGGAUGUAUAUGUGUGAAUGAUAUUCAAGACGCCUUGUAUAACAUGAAUGUGUUGGACUGCG
Cuscuta epithymum is the source of this 2237-nucleotide messenger RNA. The record is from the annotation of a GenBank genome assembly. Lineage: Eukaryota; Viridiplantae; Streptophyta; Magnoliopsida; Solanales; Convolvulaceae.